AUGGCGGAUGAUUUAAGUGAUCGAUGGGCAAAAUUGAAGAUUACGGAUGAGGAAUGUGAUGUUGCGGAACUAGGUGAGGCUAAUGAAGAUGAAUUGAAAGGGAGUAUUGAGUUAUCUUUGGUGGGAAAACUUCUGACAAUUAGGGCUUACAAUUUUGAGGUCAUGCAAAGAACUCUCUCGCAAAUUUGGGCCCUCAACAAAGGUGUGAUUUUUCGACGUAUCGAGAAUAAUCUAUUCGUUGUGCAACUUUUUCAUUGGAGGGAUAAGGAGAAGGUCAUUGAUGGGGCGCCAUGGACUUUUGACAAUCAUCUUAUACUACUCAAAGAAAUGCAUCACAACGAGCAACCCGAAAACGUAGAGAUUAAAUAUUGCCCGUUUUGGCUGAGGUUAUACAAUCUCCCCUUUGAUAGUAGGUCAAAUGCGGAUGUAAGGCUGAUUCCUGAGAAAAUAGGGAUUGUCUUGGAGGUGGAAGAUGAUGUGCUAGGGUGGGAUAAAUCAAGGAGAGUUAGGGUUUUGGUGGAUACAACAAAAGCCCUGCGAAGAUUACAAAAAAUUCGCUGUAGAGAUGGCUCAACAACAACUGUCCAUAUAAAGUAUGAGAGGCUUUCAAUCUUCUAUUUUUUGUGUGGUCUGAUUGGGCACUCAGAGCGGGAUUGUCCUACGGUGGAUGAUGAGAGUGAAGAGGUUGAAAAACAGUAG
Chenopodium quinoa (quinoa) is the source of this 699-nucleotide messenger RNA. RefSeq lists its product as uncharacterized. Bases 1 to 699 code for a protein of 232 amino acids. The record is from RefSeq and is a predicted model, not a curated record. The transcript has a single exon. Lineage: Eukaryota; Viridiplantae; Streptophyta; Magnoliopsida; Caryophyllales; Amaranthaceae.